AUGAGUGAAGAAGCCAAAGAGAAGCCAGCGAAACCUGCCCAUCGGAAGAAGAAGGGCAAAAAGUCUGACACCAAUGCAAGCUACCUUCGAGCAGCCCGAGCAGGCAACUUAGAAAAAGCUCUUGACUACUUAAAGAAUGGAGUGGACAUCAACAUUUGCAACCAGAACGGGCUGAACGCUCUCCAUCUCGCUUCCAAAGAAGGCCAUGUAGAAGUUGUGUCAGAGCUGAUCCAGAGAGGCGCCAAUGUGGAUGCGGCAACCAAGGUCUGGAGCUGGUAUAUGAAACUUGCACUGCUUUCCUACUCAGGCCCCACGCCCGCGGAGGGCAACUGA
Molecule: messenger RNA, 333 nt
Organism: Pseudonaja textilis
Lineage: Eukaryota; Metazoa; Chordata; Lepidosauria; Squamata; Elapidae
Source: RefSeq, a predicted model, not a curated record